AUGUGUGUUUGUGCUGGAAAGUCUGCAGGCCCGAGUGCAGGAGGGGUUGGACGAUGGAGCAAGGUUACCGUCUCUGGACGUUGAGAGGCUCAGAGAGGAAAACAUGACACUGAAAGAAGAGCAGCAGAAACUGAAAAAGGUGAUUGAGAAGCAGCUGAGGAUGAUGGAGCAGCUCAGCUCGCAGAUCACGAGCGUGCAGCAGCAGCUAGUGGAGGAGGAGAGCAGCGGUCAGGCUCUGAGAGACGAGCUGAACUCGAAAGAUCAGCAGCUGAUGCAGUUACACACUGCUGUGAAGGAGGUGUCAGCACAGAACCAGGAGCUGAUGGAGCAGUGUGUGUGUCUGCGUGAGCGUCUACAGACCGAGUCGAGUGUGUGUGAUGUGCAACUCACUCAGCAGCUGCUCAAUGAAAUGGCGUCGUGUCUCACUGACCUGCGUUCACUCUGCAGCGUCCUCACACACACCGCGCACGGCCGGGACCCCAACCUGUCCCUGCUGCUGGGGAUCAGUGCCCCUGCGGUGUCAGAGGCAUGUGAUGAUUGGCUGAAUCCUGCAGUUCUACAGAAGAAACUCCAGGAGGCACUGCAGCUGAGGCAAGACGUGGAGGAGCUGCGGAACACCGUCUCGGACCGCUACGCCCAGGACAUGGGGGAGAACUGCACCACACAGUAAUGCAGGACCUGAACUGCACCACACCCAGAAGGACCUGAAUGAGAACUGACAGAACUUCAAGUAGAACCAGAAAUGCUUGAAGAACCUGCUAGAACCACCAUCAAGACCAGAAAACAACUGAACAAGAACGGGCAGAACCAAAGCCAGAACAUGAUUUGCCAGAACUACAUCCAGAACGACUGGCAGAACCAGAACUCCAUCCAACAGGAUAAAAAAAAACAACUGAGAACCAGCAGAACUUGUGGAACCUGAACUGAGACUGACUUCAUGACUUUUCUUCUUCUCUCUUGAAGGGCUAACAAAGCUAACAAAGUACACGACACUACUAUUUUUAUAUAAAGGACUUUAUAUUACUCGCUCUUUAGAACCCUGAGGUUCUUCGUGCGGUGGAGACGGUGGUGUUAUUUAAUGCCGGUGUUCCUGCGUGUUCAGGAACGAGUGUGAUGUGGUUGACAAUCAACUGAUGAUCUUUUAAACUUUUCCCCCUUCACUAUGGUAACGCGUCCGGUGUGACGGACCCGCUGUUAUCUGAGAUGGCAGCGUUUGUAGUUGGGGCCGAUAAAACACUCGCUGCAUUUCUUUUUGCUCGUUAAUCGCUCGUUACUCUUUAUAUCCCUGGAGCAGAGUGCAAAACGCCUGCGUCUGUGACCGCGGGGAGAGAAGCGUCAUUAACGGCUUCUUCAUGAUGCACACUGUCAGGAAGGUUGUUGAUUUUCGUGAGAACAUUCCAUGACCUUAAAACACUUUAGAGUGAUUCACUUUACUGAUUUGAUUCUUUUCGGCUAACAGUUUAAGCAAGUUGAUUUGAUUCAUCUAUUCGAUUCAGCACUCACAAACAAAUCCUGAAACAUCAAAGCUACAAAACUCUACAAGAACCCGAGUUCACAACCUAAAAAAAAAAAUAUAUAUAUAUAUAUAUAUAUAUAUAUAUAUAUAUAUAUAUAUAUAUGAAUGAUUUAAGUUGAUGUGUGGUGUUUUGAUUCAGUCAUUGAUUCAUGAGUCAGUCAUGCUUAGGAACCGAUUCACUCAACUUGUUUAAAGGAGUCAUUUAGAAUCGCUUAAAAGAAUCAUUUUAAAGAAUCACUGGACAUUCAUAAGAAAUCAAGUAAACACGUGUUUCAGUUCAAUUAUUUUUUUUUCCCUUCAUAUUUACUAAUUAUUUGUUUACGAAACAAGAAGCAAAUUUAAAUACUGAUUUUUUUUUUAAUAACAUAUUUCAAAACCUGUAAGCAAGUGCAAAUUUAAAAAAAAAAUAGUAAGAAGCAGCUGAUUGGAUGUGAUGGUUAUUUUAUUUAUUCAGUAAUUCUUGUCAAAGUAACAAUUUGUGUGAAACUUGAACAUGCGCACCGUUUCUCUUUAUCUCUGAUAUCGCUACGAUCAACUCCGUCAUGUUUGCGUAGCCUCCAGUUUAGCGUAAGCGCAGUGCUAACAGUCUGUGUGUGUUUAAAUUAGCACACGUUUGUGUCAAAGUAGUGUGUUUGGACCUGUGAGAUUGAUAUUUAGGUUGAACUGUUUCCUUUCACGUAGACAGCAACACUUAAAAAGCUGCAACAUGCAUCAUGUUAUGAAAAUGUCUUUAAGCAUCGUGUUGGUUAUUUUCCGUAUUACAGACGCGAUGGUUGAUGCGUCUCACAGCGUGAAAGUGGAGUCUGUUCAGCAUCACUAAUUGUUUUUUUUUUUUUUUUUUUAAUCUGAUUUCUUCCUGUUCUUUCUUUGUUCACAGAGAGAUAAAGGGCUUUAGAUUAAUAUUUCAGAGUCUCCUGUUUUGCUCUGGAGAAACAUCUGAGUUCACUACUCUGUAAGCUUUUAUUUCAUCGGCCAGUGACCCUCAGCCUGACACUAAAAUAUUUGUGUGUGUGUGUGUGUGAGAGAGUGUGGUUUUCAUGACUUUUGAGAAAUAAAGUUUUUUUCUCUCCGA
Neoarius graeffei (lesser salmon catfish) is the source of this 2588-nucleotide messenger RNA. RefSeq names its product centrosomal protein 85 (gene cep85). NCBI's taxonomy places the organism in Eukaryota, Metazoa, Chordata, Actinopteri, Siluriformes, Ariidae. The record is from RefSeq and is a predicted model, not a curated record. The transcript is spliced from 5 exons. Bases 104 to 670 code for a protein of 188 amino acids. Gene Ontology annotation, cellular component: centrosome.